Molecule: messenger RNA, 3533 nt
Organism: Volvox carteri f. nagariensis
Lineage: Eukaryota; Viridiplantae; Chlorophyta; Chlorophyceae; Chlamydomonadales; Volvocaceae
Exons: 4
Coding region: 1-3243 (1080 amino acids)
Source: RefSeq, a predicted model, not a curated record
AUGAAUAGGGCAGCGCUAUGGAUUAUAAUUUUGGCAUUACUGGCUGACUGCGUCGCGUCUGUGACAACCUCCGUCGUUCCGGACUGCGCAGCAGCGGAACGCGUACUUUUGCCCAGCAAGCAGCCAUCCACUUCUGGCCCCUUGACCGACAUCGGAUUUUCCGGAAGCCCGGGAUUAGCCACAAUUUAUGUCAAUAGCCCCGGCAGCGGCGACAUCACAGUCAAGGUCAACUUCGCGCAAACCCACGAUCCAGGUCAACGAGCCUCUCCACCUGCGCUCCCACAAGCUUAUUGGGGACUGUUCACAGAGGAGCAGUACAUGCAAAAAUCGUAUGUGAGGACCGCAGGCGGCGCGAGUAAUAGCUCUUGGUCUUGCAACGAGCCUACCUUGUCUUCGAGCCAGCCUUUGUCCCUCGGGUCAUCCACCUUCAACGUCACGUACGGAAGAGAUCAACUUCGGAAGAUCGGCCUGAAGUCUUGUGUCGAGUCUAAGUUUGUCUUUGUGGCCGUUGUGGAGUCGUACGGCCUUGUACGGGAUGCGGACGGCACAGUACUGUACGACAGGAAUGAAGCCGUACAAAUGUCAGACCCCUUCCUGCGUGAUGAUGUCAUGAUCAGCUCCGCCGCUCAGCUGUCGUUCAAAGCAGAUGCCCCUGGAGUCGCCAGUUUGGACUUAUUUCUGGAUCUGCCCGCCGGUACGGAAGUGUACUGGCAGCUGUACAACGAGGAGUUGUACGACCAAGCCGUAUGGGUUACGGAUUACCUGACUGCGGAAGAGUACUGCAUGGGAAAUCCGUACUAUUCCAUCGAAGCUCGUCAGGUUUUGGACGCACCAGCAUCCCGUGUCAGCAUCCCCAUCUCCGCAUCCGACCUCCUCGCCCUGGGCCUCAGCCCCUGCUCCGACUUCGCCUUCAUCUUGGCGGUCCGCAUCCACCUUCCCUCGGGCGGGGACUACUACGUGGCCUGGGACUGGGGCGGAUGCAACCGGGAUGGAUCCGACCAGCUGUGGCCGCUGGCAAGGCUAGGACUGCACCACUGCCCGUGCCCAUCACCCCCCGAUGGCACCGCCCCCAACCACGGUCCUAUGCAAUCUCCGGCGUCCGGCUCCCCCUCGCCGCCUCAAGCCAUGAAGGACUGCUCUCUAGCCGAGAAGGUCUCCCUUCCGGGCGACGCAACGUUCAUCGCGGGGAACCUAACAGACCUCCAGAUCCGCGGAAGCAGCCCUGGCGUCGCCACGCUCUACACCAACACGCCCAACCUCGGUGACAUCACCUUCACCAUCUCCUUCGCGCAGACCGCUCCGUCCGGCAAUCGCACGACUGCUGCACCCGCGCCGCCAAAGGCCUCCUGGGGCUUAUUCUCCUCGGAGGAGUUCAUGCGGCUAUCGCUGCAAUUCGCUGCGACAAACCGAUCGGCGGAGGGUUUGGGAUCCGCGGGACCGAGUACCACCUGCACCGAGCCGAGCCUACCCUGGAGUCGUACCCUGGACGACCAGACGUCAUCGUUUAAUGUCACCAUGACCAGCUCAGAUCUCAGGCUCGCAGGGUUGCAGACAUGCUCCGAAACCCAGCUGGUGUUCAUGGCCCUAGUGGAAUCGUACGGACUCGUUCAAAGCGAUCUGCGGUGGGAGCUGUACCGGCAGUACGUGGCGUGGCAGACGCUGCAGGGGUGUGUGGAUGGCGGGAACGUCAGUUAUGCUGCGUUCUCGCUGUCGUACUGCCCCUGUGAGUCACCGCCGCCUCCGUCGCCAGCGCCAUUAGCUCCGCCAUCCCCGCCACCGCCUCCAUCCCCGCCGCCGCAGCCACCCCUGCCGCCGCGCCCACCUCAGCCGCCGCUGCCGCCGCUGUCCUGCGGCUCGGGCUUCACGUUCCUUAGCAACGGUGUUCCGGUGAAGGGCAUCACCUCCGAUGUACUGCUUGACGUACAGGGCGCCAUUAACAACUUCGAUUUCAGCUCGACGGAUUACCUCAACGCCAGCUCCGCCGCUCGUCUCUCUGUGAAGCCCAAUGCGCCUGGAAUCGCCACACUGGACUUAUUCCUGGACUUGCCUGCCGGUACGGAAGUGUACUGGCAGCUGUACAACAACGCCACGUACGAACAAGCCGUAUGGGUUACGGAUUACACGAUAGGGCAGGAGUACUGUCUCGGGAGUCCGUACAACGCGAUGUUCAGUCCUCGUGCUGUUCUCGACGCACCCACUGCCAAAUUCAGCAUCCCCAUCUCCGCAUCCGACCUCCUCGCCCUGGGCCUCAGCCCCUGCUCCGACUUCGCCUUCAUCUUGGCGGUCCGCAUCCACCUUCCCUCGGGCGGGGACUACUACGUGGCCUGGGACUGGGGCGGAUGCAACCGGGAUGGAUCCGACCAGCUGUGGCCGCUGGCAAGGCUAGGACUGCACUACUGCCCCUGCCCGCCGCCGCCAUCACCGCCUCCAAAGCCGCCGUCCCCGCCCUCUCCCUCACCGCCCCCUCGACCACCAACGCCGCCGUCUCCGUCUCCGCGCCCCCUGCCGCCGUCUCCACCCUCGCCUCCAAGGCCCAAGCCCUCGCCUCCCCCAGCUCCCCCAACUCCCCCAACCCCGCCCCCCAGGCUGCCACCGCCGUCUCCUCGGCCCCCAGCCUCUCCACCUCCCCCCCCCCCCUCCGCCUUCCCCGCCUUCACCAAGCCCGGGCCCCCAACCGCCAACCCCGCCGUCGCCACCUACAUCGUCUCCACCAUCCCCCCCUCCUUUCCCCUCUCCACCGCCAACUCCCUUCCCUCCAUCGCCUCCAUCGCCUCCAUCGCCUCCGCCUGCACUGCCCCCCUUACCUCCACCUUUUCCGCCGUCGCCCCCGUCUUUCCCCCCACCUUCACCGUCACCAUUCCCGCCACCCCCUUCCGCUUCGCCGCCGCCUCCUGCCCCAACCUCCGUGCCACCUUCGCCAACCCCACCUUCACCAUCUCCUCCGUCACCCAUCCCACCCUCGCUUACGAGGCCACCCCGGACCAAACCACCUCCGCACACUCCGCUGCAACCAACGGUGUCACACACCACCCAGCGGCAUCACCCACUCAUUCAGGUGCUACAUCGCCACCACCGCAGGGGGGAAUGAACGGCUACUGUGCGCGAGGCCACUGCUUUGGCCACCACGCAGGCGAGUACGACACCGCUCCAUUUUCCUCAGGACCACCACCGCCACAGGCGGGUGCGUUCUGUCACAGUAAGGCAAAGCCAUCUGCCGUCAUCAUCGUACCAUAUAAAUGCUGAAGCAGUCGGUCCCCAAGGUAAAGCAGAUGUCUCGCCCGCCAACAUUCCAUGUCACCGGACAGCUACUACUCCAUUUCUCUGCACCGACUGCUCAGCCCCUCCAAGCACAUCACUUGCACGCCUGCGGGACAUAAGGGCUGGCGCUCUAACCCCCAACUUGCCCCAAGGGGCUCAACCAAACCACGAGCCGCCACCGUAGCUCAAACAGUUCUCGGCGCCACGAACCUGCUGCCGUACGUAACAUCCGAAACCCAACUGUCGUAUCAUCGCCACACCCCACGCGCGACCCC